Messenger RNA from Plasmopara halstedii, 771 nucleotides. RefSeq names its product gem-associated protein 2. NCBI's taxonomy places the organism in Eukaryota, Oomycota, Peronosporomycetes, Peronosporales, Peronosporaceae. Bases 1 to 771 code for a protein of 256 amino acids. Gene Ontology annotation, cellular component: SMN complex; nucleus; spliceosomal complex. The record is from RefSeq and is a predicted model, not a curated record. The transcript has a single exon. Gene Ontology annotation, biological process: spliceosomal complex assembly; spliceosomal snRNP assembly.
AUGGCAGCAGUACUGCCCGUAGAAGAUGCGAAGUCAGUGGACGUGCAGCUGAUUCGACAUCGAAUGCUGAAAGGUCUGCCGCCCCAAGAUGUACAUGAAUAUUUAUGGAGAGUGAGACUUGAAGCAGAAACAAUACCGGAUGUUGUAGUGGCUUUAGACGUCGAUCCAAGGCAAUUUGAUUCCCAACAGACCAGCAACAUGCCAAAGUUGCAAACGUUUGGUAGUGAUGAAAUGGUCCAAAAUUGUCGUCCAAACAAAGAGUGGAGAGCAGAAUUGCUGGCUAAUUUUGCAGAGUUAAGGCAGUUAAUUGCACGGUGGGAAGCCAUUGGGCCGCCUGAUGCGGAGGAUUCAAAUAGUGAUAUCCCCACUGAAACAUUACGUACGAAUGUCCCCAAGAUGAAGGACGAAGAAGGAUGGAUCAAUUUUUUUUUCGGCAAAGAAGAUGAGUCGUUGGCUACUCCGCCACACUUGCGCCUAUUGCUGAAAUUUGAUCAAGUGCUGACGAGAAGACUUCUCGACUAUCAUGCCGCAUGGCUUUGUGAGGGUGUAACUUUGCUUACUAAAGCACGAGCUGUAUGGAUAUAUGCAUUACUCGCUAGGCUAGAUAAGCCCGUUCAUUCGAAUGUAGCAGCAGUAAUUCGACAAAUUCUACGACGCUGUUGGACACUGAGGUGCGAGCUGGAACCACAGUCAGAGGCCCAAAUUAAACUGCUAAACAUUCUUAUCGUCAUAACUGGAGAUUAUUUUGGGCAAUUGCAUAACGCGGAGUGA